AUGUAACUGGCGGGCGCUGGACCGUCACAGUCGUCGGCAGGCUUUGGGGGCGCAAGUGGGAAAAAACAAAGUUUCGUUGCGGUGGCGUUGAUUUGGGAGCCAUGACUUGUGUAGUGGUUUUGGUGGUUCCCUCUCCAUUCUCUCGUUUUCGUGUUAUUUUAUUUUCUUCCUUCUUCAAACCAUUUUCUUCAACUUUUGUUGUUCACUUGCUUCACUUUCUUCAAUUCUUGCUGCUCCCACACAAAUCAGCCCCUCACUUCUCCGAUAGCCGCCCAUCGCUCGCUAAUCGCAAUGCCAGCUCCUACUGCCCCGCCUACCUGGUGGCCCAAGUCGGUCUCUUACAGCCAGGUGUCCAGCACCGAGGAUGUUAGCAAAAUGACAGAGCAUGACCAGUAUCGCCAGGAACCAAAAAGGCGAGAGCUGCCAGCGCCUAACAGCGCCAUUAUGUUUGGUCUUGCAUCUGUAGGCGCCAUGUCUUUGCUUAUACUCGCCUUCUUCGGCGUCAUGACUUUCUACGAGGCCACAAUCGGCAGCAGCAGCAUGCGCGAUAUCAACCCACGACCUUGCGGCAACUCGUCCACUGAGGCCAGAGCCAAUGGCUGCGUUUUCAACCAAUUGACAUGGUCUUGGGUCCCGAAAUCAUGCCCGAGCUACGCGGACCAAGAAUUCAAAGAAUACCGCGACUGGAAGUACUACGCAGACCUCAAGGGCGAGGUUGAAGCCAACAGCGACAUCUGGGAAAAGGUCUACAAUAACGAGAUGCCACUGUACACUGUCAAGGGCGAGCAUAUGACGCAUUGCGUGCAUUUACUGCUCAGCAUGGCCCAGGUCGUUCGCGAUGACAGCCCAACCAUCCCCAAGCUGCGCGAGUACGAGCACAUCAAGCACUGCGCAGACCACCUACUCAUGAAGCUGAGCAUGCUACCCGACUUUGACAAGAUUGGAACAAAAACACCACUUGUUUCCUACGAGCAGAAUUGUCAAGCAAAAAAGUAAACAAAAAAGAAAGAGAGUGCCAGUAGCCGGAUCAGCUGCCUAUACCCUUGUAUGCUAGAAUAUCUUAUCAUGUCUUUUCUUUUUUUGUUUUGUUAUAUAUAGACUCUACCAAAGCGAGGCGAAUUGACUUUGGACCCCAAAUCUGCGAAUACAAUGGACUUGGAAAAAAGCAACUCUCGUUUGUGUUCUGACAUUCAGACAUGUCUCACUAAAAUAUACAACUAUUGCCGUUGGCCCCCUCGGCAGUACAUCUGCAGAGCAUGACAUGAUACGGUUGGUAGGCAGCAAAAAGCAAGUAAUACAUGAC
Molecule: messenger RNA, 1303 nt
Organism: [Torrubiella] hemipterigena
Lineage: Eukaryota; Fungi; Ascomycota; Sordariomycetes; Hypocreales; Clavicipitaceae
Source: the annotation of a GenBank genome assembly